AUGGGAGAACAUCCCAAAGCAACAGCAGACAGCUACCACGAAAUUGGCAAGACUUAUUUCUGUCUAGAAGAUAACCGCGCAGCUCUUCAGUCGCACCUACGCGCAUUUCGUUUGAGGUUAGAAGUAUUAGGUGAGCAGCACACUGACACUGCCAACAGCUGCUGCGAAAUUGGGGUCACGCAGUUUGAAAUGGGAUGGUAUGCCUCCGCUCUUCAGUAUCACACUCGCGCACUGAACAUGAGACAGACAAUGCAUGGCAACUCGCAGCAUUCAGAGGUUGCUCAAAGUUUCUAUCAGUUAGGACGCGUGCAAUGUCAGAUGGAAAACUUUGACGAGGCUGUCAAUUCUCUUAGCCGAGCACUUUCGAUUAGAAAAGGUCUAAAGCAAGAACAAGACCUUGAAGCAGCCGAAGUUUAUUACGAAUUAGGGAAGGUGUUUAUUCACAAGGAAGACUUCACAUCAGCGUUUGAAAUGCAUCAGCUUGCUCUUGGAAUCCGCAAGAGUCGAAUGGGUGAAGGACACGCAUCAGUAGCCGACAGUCUCUUUCAGCUGGGUCUGGUAGAGUGGAAACAAGGGAGACAUGAGGAGUCACUUCAGCUGCAUCGAAGAGCAGCAGAUAUCAGGGAGAAAUACUUUGGCAAGAAGCACCAUAGAACGGCCGAAAGUUAUUUCCAGCUUGGGCUGAUGCUUUCUGAGUUGAAACGCCACAUUGAAGCCCUAACAUUACACCAACAGGCACUAGAAAUAAGGCAGAAAUGGUUGGGUUGUAUGCACAGCUCAUUAGCUGAAAGUUACCUCGAGACAGGCUGCGCCUUAAUUAAUGUUGGUCAGUUCGGUUCAGCGUUCAGUUCACUUGAGAAUGCUCUGACGAUAAGGACUCAGAUAGUGGCACACCGUAAUUUUUAGGGAGUUAUUAUAACUCCAAAAAUGGAGUAAAAAUUUUAGGUACAGGAUAACCCCAUUUUUGGGGUUAUUUUAACUCCUAAUUUAACUCCGAAUUUGGGGUCAUUUUUACUCCUGAAAAAGAGUUCUUUUUACUCCCAGUCUGGAGUUAAAAUUACUCCGAAAUGGGGUUACUUGUACUCCUUACAUGGGUUGUUUUUACUCUUUUUGGAGUUAAUUUAACUCUGAAAGUGGAGUAAAAAUUUUAGGUACAGGAUAACUCCUUUUUUGGGGUUAUUUUAACUCCUCAAUAUCUGGGGUCACUUUUACUCCUGAAAAAGAGUUCUUUAAACUCCUUUUUGGAGUUAAAAUAACUCCACGAAAAAUAACUCCACUGUAAGGAGUUAAAUUAGCCCAACUAGAGGAGUUAUUAUAACUCCCUGAAAAUUACAGUGCAAAAGAAGAUGAGGAGGUAGCUGACUUACCCCAUGAAAAGAAAGUGAAGGAAUUACUAUUGCAAGAUUACCAGUUAUCUCUUCAGUUGUACAAGCGUGUAUCGACGAUUAUUCAUGAUCAUUCUUCAAGUGUUCGGUCACAGAAUAAUUCACUAAAGGAGCUACUUGGUAGAUUUGAGGGCCAACUAAUAAAAAAAGCCAACUGUUACUUUGACGUUGGUGAGGAAGAGUUGAGUAGAGGUAAAUUUGAUGCAGCCCUUCAUGCACACCAGCGAGCCCUGAAUUUUAGAGUGACGCUACUAGGUGAGAACCACAGAGAUACAGCCUCCAGCUUCUUUUCAAAAGGAAAAGUGCACCUUGAAAUGAUAGACUAUACUCAAGCUUUGAAAUCACACCAGAGAGCUCUUGAAAUAAGACGUAAAAUACUCGUGGAUAAUCAUCCUCACACAGCUGACAGCUAUGCUAACAUUGGAAUGACACAAAAAGAAUUGGGACACUAUACUUCAGCCCUUCAAUCAUACAAGCGAUCACUUGAAAUAAGACGUAAAACACUUGGGGAGAACCACCUAGACACUGCUAACAGCUAUAGAGGCAUUGGAACUGCACAUCAGAAUCUGGAAAACUAUGAUUCAGCGCUUCAGUCAUUUCAGCAAGCACUCAAAAUACGCCGUGAAAAACUUGGAGACAACCACCCAAAUACAGCAGACCGCUAUGGAGACGUUGGGAACACCUUGGGAGACUAA
Molecule: messenger RNA, 2080 nt
Organism: Porites evermanni
Lineage: Eukaryota; Metazoa; Cnidaria; Anthozoa; Scleractinia; Poritidae
Source: the annotation of a GenBank genome assembly